AAUGAAGUCCUGGGCGUGGCGCACACACCCCGGCUCCCGGCACGGAACGGGUGCGGGGCUGGGCCUCGGCCGGCCCCGGGGGAGCGAGUGGGGCGGGGCCGCCGCGCCCGCCUUCUCCUCCUCCCGCCGCGCGGGCUCAGAGCGGCGGCAGCAGCGGCCGCGGCGACGUCUCCGGCUCCCGCUCCGGCUCCCACGCUCCCGGGCCCCGCGCCCCGACCCCGCCGCCGCUCCUGCCGGGGGCCUCGCGCGCCCCCUCCGCGCUUCACGCUGAAGUUCCUGGCCGUGCUGCUGGCCGCGGGCAUGCUGGCGUUCCUCGGUGCCGUCAUCUGCAUCAUCGCCAGCGUGCCCCUGGCGGCCAGCCCCGCUCGCGCGCUGCCCGGCGGCACCGACAACGCCUCGGCCGCCGGCGCCCCGGGCCCGCACCGCAGCCUGAGCGCCCUGCACGGCGCUGGCGGCUCGGCCGGGCCCUCGGCAUUGCCCGGGGAGCCUGCUGCCAGCGUCUUCCCGCCGCCACCCGGGCCGCUGCUCAGCCGCUUCCUCUGCACGCCGCUAGCCGCUGCCUGCCCGUCGGGGGCCGAACAGGGGGACGCGGCGGGCGAGCGCGCGGAGCUGCUGCUACUGCAGAGCACGGCGGAGCAGCUGCGCCAGACGGCGCUGCAGCAGGAGGCGCGCAUCCGCGCAGAUCGGGACACCAUCCGCGAGCUCACCGGCAAGCUGGGCCGCUGCGAGAGCGGCCUGCCGCGCGGCCUCCAGGACGCCGAGCCGCGCCGCGACACCAUGGCCGACGGCGCCUGGGACUCACCAGCGUUGCUCCUGGAGCUGGAGGACGCGGUGCGCGCGCUGCGGGACCGCAUCGAGCGCAUCGAGCAGGAGCUCCCAGCCCGUGGGAACCUCUCCUCGGCAUCGGCCCCAGCCGUGCCCAACUCCCUGCACUCCAAGAUGGACGAGCUAGAAGGGCAGCUGCUGGCAAAGGUGCUGGCACUGGAGAAGGAACGCGCUGCCCUCAGUCACGGCAGCCACCAGCAGCGACAGGAGGUGGAGAAAGAGCUGGAUGCCCUGCAGGGCCGCGUGGCAGAGCUGGAGCAUGGGUCCUCGGCCUACAGUCCCCCAGAUGCCUUCAAGGUCAGCAUUCCCAUCCGCAACAACUACAUGUAUGCCCGCAUUCGCAAGGCGCUCCCGGAACUCUACGCCUUCACUGCCUGCAUGUGGCUACGCUCCCGGUCGGGUGGCACCGGCCAGGGCACCCCUUUCUCCUACUCGGUGCCUGGGCAAGCCAAUGAGAUCGUGCUGCUAGAGGCCGGCCCUGAGCCAAUGGAACUGCUGAUCAAUGACAAGGUGGCCCAGCUUCCUCUGAGCCUGAAGGACAGCAAUUGGCACCAUAUCUGUAUUGCCUGGACUACCAGGGAUGGCCUGUGGUCUGCAUACCAGGAUGGUGAACUGCGGGGCUCUGGUGAGAACCUGGCAGCCUGGCACCCCAUCAAGCCACAUGGUAUCCUUAUCCUGGGCCAAGAACAGGAUACCUUGGGGGGCCGAUUUGAUGCCACCCAGGCCUUCGUUGGUGACAUUGCACAGUUCAACCUGUGGGACCAUGCCCUGACACCUGCCCAGGUCCUAGGCAUGGCCAACUGCACUGGACCACUGAUGGGCAAUGUCCUCCCCUGGGAGGAUAAGCUGGUGGAGGCCUUUGGAGGUGCGAAGAAGGCCUCCUUUGAUGUCUGCAAGGGGAGGGCCAAGGCAUGAGGGGCCUCCUUGCUCAGGGCCCCUCCCUUCCUGUCACUUUGGGGACCUCCUCAGCCUGUCCAUGUGCUGGCCUUCCCUCCUACCACAUUCCUGGCCAUACCUUCCUCUUCCCAUCACUUCCCACACCUCCCAAAUGCCCUGCCCUGGAUGGAUGACCCCUCAGCCACCUGGGUAGGGACCAGUAUCUCAAGUCAUUUGAUCUAGCCCAGGGGAGUCGAGGCAGUACCACCUCCUGGCAAUGUUUUGGCUCUGUCUCUCCGCUUACACCCUCAGCCUCCCACCAGUAACAUCAGACCCCACUAAUUCCAACAUUCCCUGAGGGGUUAUGGGUAGGGGUGGCCUUUGACCCUCUCAACUCACGCUUCAGGCCUACACCAGGCCAUAGAAGAGAUGCCAAGAUGUAUGAGAUCAGACCCUCCUCGUCUGUCUUCCUCAGUUGCCCACCCACAGGGGCUAUGGGAUCAUCGCCUCCACAGCCCCCUCCCCCGCCCUCUUUGCAUCCGUUCCUUUGUGUGUUGUGGUUUGAAUGUUGGUUUCAUGUCAGUUCAAACCCCACCUCAAUUUCCAGGAUGUUCUCUUCCCAGCUCCCACCUAACAGCCAGGGACCAAGACCUUGGAGGCCAAAGGGCUGUAAUUACUCCCUGUACCUCCUGGCAACUUUGCCUACCAGCAUGGUUGACCACCCCACCCCCAUGCCUAUGACAGGACCUGGGUCACUCUAGCCUAGCCUGAGAGCAUCCAAAGCAGAGGCACUGUAACCCAGGAGACAUUUUCCUGCCAGAGCCCAAUGGCUUAGCCACCAUAUGAACUCCUUCUGCCUGGCCCUGGAAAGACCGGCGGAUACUGAGAGGGCGGACCUUGCUGCUGACUUGCUGUGUGACCUUCUGUAAGAACCUACCCUUUCUGGUCCUGGCUUUUCUCCUUUGUGAGCUGAGGCCAUAAUGUUGGUCGCAUCUGAGAAGGCUGCAUUUAGAACAUGCGGUGAGCCGUGAUACCUGGUGGACAGAGCAGGCAAAGACAGCACUGAAGGCCCAGUGGCUUUAGCACAGAAGGUUCUGGACCUAGAUAGCAGAUGGGAUCAAGCUAGGCUGGGGUUAGGAUCACAGCGGGCUCAAAGGGUCAGGAUCAAGGAUAAGGUUCAAGGCAGACCAGACACACAUAAGCAUUAGCUCCCAUUGGCUCCUUCAUCCUUGCUCUUCUGAGAGCGUCUCAGCUAGUGGCUUCCUGGUCUCUGUCUAUAAGCGAGUCCUUCUCAGCUCCCCCAGGAGCCCAGAAGAAUGUCAGUGCUGAGAAAGGCCACCAAAUGUGAGCUCCUGCUUGUGAAAGAUGCGGAAGAACAGAGAGGGCAAUGAACUUGUCCACGAUCAUACGGCCCAGGACUUCUGAAUCCUCCUCAGUGUUCCUCACUGUGUACCAUACUGCCUGUCCUUAAGGGUCUUUGAGCCCAGCUUAUUCCUGUGCAGGGAGGCAUUUGAGAGGACACCAAAUGCUUUUCAGAAGGUCACUGGGACAUCUCAAUGCGCCAGCCAUCCAGCCUCAGGAGGUGAGGGAAAGAGCCAGGACAGACAGAUGCCUGAGGAUACAGUGCCCUCCUGGUCUUCUCCCAGGCACUGAAGCAGUAGCAGGCUGACUGAAUCGGUGGGCACUGGUGCCCCCCACCUCUGCCUCUGCCAACUUUUGUCCCUGUCUGUGCUCCCCAUGGCCAUUCAGCCUGAGAUAUGACUCAGGAGUGGGAGGUUGCAGUCUAUGCCCGGGAAGUGUGUCCAAGACUUGCCUCUGGCCUGCAGAUCUGUUUCCAUUUUGAGAGCAACUACAUGGCUCAGUACCUCCAUCCCCAUCCCCUGAAGAUAGUUGCAGCUGCUUCACCCAGACCUGCUGAGAUCCCCGUUGCCCAGUAACAGCCAAUGACAUCAGCCCCAGUGCUGGGUCAAGUGUCUGUCGUUCAAGUUGUUGCUGGGUGACAGCUGGAUUCAGAACUUAGACCUCAGGGACUCUGAGCCUCAUCUGGCUUUUGCUAUUGUUCUAGAAGAGGUAGCUUUAAGGGGGCCUUGGGAGGACAGAGUCUUAGGAAGAAUGUGACAGAAACUGCCGGGUCAUUUGAGCCCACCAGACACACCAUCCUGAUCCUUUCUGCUUUGUCACAGUGGCAAUGAGAAAUGACACCUCAGCCACAUUCCCGUGCUGGGUUGCCCUGGUUCAACUCCAACCACCCCCCCCCACGCCAGGAGAAAGAAAUGGAGGCAUUAGGGCAUGUCUCUGAGUGUGGAUCACUAGGGAAAGGGCCGGCUCUCUAUUUCCAGAGCCCCCACCUGCCCUCGCCUAUUGUGUUAGAAACAUUCCCUGAGCAUGUAGACCCCUGUUUUGAUGCCUUCUGCUGCUCCCGACAAGACAGCUAUGACCCUGAACUGCCCCUGGGUCUGAUGAAGAUGGAGCUGGGCUUGUUAGGUAGCCUUAGACACUGGAAAUCCAAUCGGGCACUGUGUCUGCACUAUCUGGUUUGUCCUCAAAGCACAGUUAUGAGGUAAGGCUGGUCUUAGCCCAUGAUGCAGGAGAGAAGGGCGCACUCUGAGGGUAAAGUAACUUGCCCAGACUCGGCCAACUGGUAACAGUGCAGUUUCUAUUUGGAGGCAGGUUGUGUGCUCAGAGGACAGUGCCACCUCCUUUAGGGUACAGGAGCAGCAGAGAUGGGGUGUGAAGGGUCUCUCACGCUCAGGCCUCAGCCUCUACCUGGGCUGCAGUUUGCAGGGUGGGAAAGGAGGAAGGCAGGGCGAAGGUGGCUCCUCCUCAGCCUCCUGUUCUGGACAAGGCCUGUACCAGGUGCUCUAAGCUGAUCCCUGCCAGCUUCCCCACCUCUGAGGCAUGUAGUGCCAUUUCCCACGACCUAAGACAUCAUCUCGCUAUGGUUAAACAUGAUUGGGGACCACAAACAGGGGCUGAAGAUCUGUCGGAAGGAACUCAACCCUUGGCUUGCAGAUGGGGAAGCCAAAUCCUGGCUGGGGAGCUCACAUGACCCUUGACCCCUCUGACUGAGCUUCAUUUUCUCCAUUUUCCCCCAAACUGGGUCCCACCUACCCAUAAGUCCCAGCACCCUUGACCUGAAAAAAUUGGAGAAGUGUCUCCUCCCAGGUAAGGGCCUCCUCUCCUCACCCUUUCACUCCAGCUAUCUGCCACCCCCAGGCCCCGCCUCCCAGUCUAUCCCCUGCCCCUGCUGGGUGGGGAACCAGCUCCUUCCCAGACUGAGCAGCUAGCAUGUGAAGUUGUCGUCAGACACUGAGAUGAGUGCCCUCCACUGCCCUCUCUCCUCACUCUGCUCUAUUUUGUAUAUAAAUGACAUGAGAUAUUUUGUGUGUGUGAGUGUGUGUAUGUGAUUUGUGUCAUGGUUUUGUUACCAUUUUUGUUUUUGUAAAUUUGAACGUUCUAAAUAAACAUGUGGUUUACUCGGA
Messenger RNA from Microtus oregoni (creeping vole), 5183 nucleotides. RefSeq names its product neuronal pentraxin receptor (gene Nptxr). The transcript has 5 exons. The record is from RefSeq and is a predicted model, not a curated record. The annotation marks the transcript as partial. Lineage: Eukaryota; Metazoa; Chordata; Mammalia; Rodentia; Cricetidae.